AUGUCUUGGUAUCCUUCACUUGCUGGUGAGUCAUGUGUGAGUCAUAAUGAUGCUGGAUUUGCUUUUGAAAACAUUCCGUGUCUCUAUCCGAAUACGCUGGGAAAGACCUACUUUGCCUUCGAAAUAAACUAUGAUCCUGUUUCGCUUCGUGACAAAAUGUCCGACAAUCCAUGGAUCCCCAUGGUGGGGAUUGUACUGUAUGCUGUUGGCAUCAUUGGUGGCAAGAAGUAUUUUGAAAGUCGUCCAGCUUGGAAUUGGCGUCGCAGCAUGGCAAUGUGGAACUUGGGAUUGUCGGUCUUUUCGACUAUUGGAUUCCUACGGACAUUUCCCCAACUGAUGCACAAUUUGCUCAACUACACACUGACAGAAAACCUGUGCCAUGACCCUGAAUCGCAGUACGGAUCGGGUGCAACUGGUUUCUGGGUACAGAUGUUCUGCUUGAGCAAGUUUCCUGAGCUUCUCGAUACUUUCUUCAUUGUUAUUCACAAGAAGCCUUUGAUCUUCUUGCACUGGUACCAUCACAUAUCGGUACUCCUAUAUUGCUGGCAUGCAUACACGACAAAGGCUCCAGGCGGAAUCUUCUUUUCCACAAUGAACUACGCUGUUCAUGCAAUAAUGUACUUUUACUACUUCUUGAUGGCGGUUAAGAUGAAGCCCAAAUGGUUCAAUAGUAUGUGGAUUACUGUUUCUCAAAUUUCACAAAUGGUGGUGGGUGUGGCAGUGACAAUUCUAGGAUUCAUCUUGGCCCCCAAGUUUGAGAAAGAAUGUGCAUUGAAAUCUGAAAACAACGUUGCUGCCUUGGUCAUGUACGGAAGCUACUUGCUACUCUUCCUACAGUUUUUUGUGGCGAGAUAUCUUUCCAGACCAGCCAAGAAAUCAACAAAGAAGCAAGACUAA
This is a messenger RNA of Cylindrotheca closterium, 897 nucleotides long. The record is from the annotation of a GenBank genome assembly. Lineage: Eukaryota; Bacillariophyta; Bacillariophyceae; Bacillariales; Bacillariaceae.